AAGAGUAGUGGUGGUUGCCGCUGUUCAAUCAGUCUGCACGAGAGCUCUCGUCAGUUCAGCACCGCGUUCAGUGAACAGCAACUUAGUGAAGCACUGAAAAGGUGGACGGUAACGUGCAACCAGUGGCGCUGGUUAGCAUAAAAUUUAACUUCAUUUCUUGCUUUCUCCACCUGGAUUUCAUGAGCCACAAGUUUGCGGUGAAGUGAGUUUCAACGCUGAGGGCUGGAGUCUCACUGGAGUCGCUGAAUUUGAGAUGAAGCUCUGUACGGAGUAGGAAGGCAAACGGAGCGCUGCUGAUCGGUGUCUGUCUAGGCGGUCGUGUAGUGCGGUGCUGCCCGAAAACCCUCCAUUCAGAAGGAUGCUGUUGGGAAAUGCCUGGCGACAGAGAGGAUGAGAUUUGUUCAAAGGCACUCCAGCUCUUGUCGGAUCUCUGUUCUAGAGGAGAGGUGCAAAACGAGAACUGCCUGGACUUCAUAUAUUAUUUUCGGGAUCGCGCCAGACCCCGCUAUACAGAUUCAGAUGUCUCAGUGAGCCUGCUAUCUCUGGUUGUCACAGCCUGUGGUCUGGCUCUUUUUGGCGUGUCCCUUUUCGUCUCCUGGAAGCUCUGUUGGAUCCCAUGGCGUGAACGGGGUCUUAUUCCUGGAUGCAAAGACAAUCAAGACCAGUCCACUUACACAGAUGUGGAAAUCAACGACAAUGACUACAGUGAGGAUUAUGUGAAGGAGUCUACUACUGUUCCAGAGUCGGCCAUGAAGAUUAGUCACACCUCCCCUGACAUCCCCCUGGAAGCUCAGACAGAAGUAAAAGAAAAUUGCAUCCACAAUGUCCGAAUGCACAGGCAGACCACAGAGCCAACUUCUUCUGUUAGGCAUAAUUCGAUAAGGAGACAACUAAAUCUUUCCAACCCAGAUUUUACGAUACAGCAGUUUCAGAAGCAGGAUUCGCUUACUGGGCUUGGACGGAUUAAACCUGAGCUGUAUAAGCAGAGAUCGGUAGACACAGAUGAUGGCAGAAGAAACAACAGCAAAGCGUGUGGGAAGCUCAAUUUUAUCCUUAAAUAUGAUUGUGAUUUGGAACAGCUGAUUGUCAAAAUCCACAAAGCAGUUGAGCUGCCAGCCAAAGACUUCUCUGGAACCUCAGAUCCUUAUGUCAAGAUUUAUUUGCUCCCAGACCGCAAAACCAAACAUCAGACUAAAGUGCACAGGAAAACCUUGAACCCUGUCUUUGAUGAAGUAUUUUUAUUUCCUGUGGCCUACAAUGAGCUCCCUACUCGAAAACUUCAUUUCAGUGUUUAUGACUUUGACCGAUUCUCUCGGCAUGACAUGAUUGGACAGGUGGUUGUGGAUAACUUUUUAGAUCUAGUGGAUUUUCCCAGGGAAACAAAUCUCUGGCGAGAUAUCCAGCAUGUGACCACAGACAAUGUGGACCUUGGGGACCUCAUGUUUUCUCUGUGUUAUCUUCCAACUGCUGGUAGACUGACUAUCACAAUAAUAAAGGCAAGAAAUCUAAAGGCCAUGGAUAUAACUGGAGCAUCAGAUCCCUAUGUAAAGGUGUCCUUAAUGUGCGAAGGAAGAAGAUUAAAAAAAAGAAAGACUUCAACAAAGAGAAAUACUUUAAAUCCUGUCUACAAUGAAGCCAUAGUUUUUGAUGUUCCCCCAGAAAACAUUGACCAAGUUAGCCUUUUGAUAGCAGUGAUGGACUAUGACCGCGUAGGUCACAAUGAGGUUAUUGGAAUCACUCGAGUAGGCAACAGUGCCGAGAGCCUUGGACGUGACCACUGGAAUGAAAUGCUGACAUAUCCCAGAAAACCUAUAGCUCACUGGCACUCAUUGGUUGAGUGGGUAGGACAAGGAACAGGAACAGGAAGCCAAGGAGGAUCAUGCAAUUCUCUUAAAGCCCCUCCUUCACCCUAAGAGAGACCACAACAGACUGAGAGUUGCACAGCAAGAGAGUAAAAAUGAAGUUCGAUACUUUAAGAAUUGUGGGAAGAGCUUAUGAAUUGAUUAUAGUUGUAUGGUGACCAAUUGUGUAUGUUGAACAAAACUUGAAGACUUUUCUCUAUGCCUACAUGAGUUUCGUUUUUUGUUCAGUUGCAUGCUGAGUGUUUAUAAAUUUUAUACUCAGUUAUGAAACAGUAAAUAAACAGAAAAACUUCCCAACUCCUCACAAAGCUAAAAUGUUGCAGGUAAUGUGAGAACAUUCAAAGUGCAUCUUAAAUAGCAGUAUUUUAUGUUUUAAAGACAUCUGUGUGUAGCACAUGUUAAAAAGCACUAAUUUUAUUUUUAAAUAGUGCAUGUUUAAGUGAAGUAUUCUAAUGCAAUUUUUUUUUCUUGUUUCUGUUAUGAGAAUAAAAGGUGUGAAAUUGCAACUAAUAUUAACCUCUUAGCAAACUACUGUGAUUUAUUAUUUUUAGAUAUAUUGUAGCAUUUAAA
Polypterus senegalus (gray bichir) is the source of this 2432-nucleotide messenger RNA. Its product is annotated as synaptotagmin-9-like. Gene Ontology annotation, cellular component: dense core granule; membrane. NCBI's taxonomy places the organism in Eukaryota, Metazoa, Chordata, Cladistia, Polypteriformes, Polypteridae. Gene Ontology annotation, molecular function: calcium ion binding; SNARE binding; phosphatidylserine binding. The record is from RefSeq and is a predicted model, not a curated record. The transcript has 7 exons. Bases 372 to 1913 code for a protein of 513 amino acids. Gene Ontology annotation, biological process: calcium-ion regulated exocytosis; regulation of dopamine secretion; cellular response to calcium ion.